AUGGGCUUCAUCUACAGUCAAUUAUUCGGAUCUCUGCCCUACCCCACGGGGUCCUACGCCGGCAAGACCAUCGUCAUUACCGGCAGCAACGUCGGCCUGGGCAAGGAGGCGGCGCGCCAUUAUGCCCGCCUAGGCGCCGGCACGCUGGUCCUUGGGGUGCGCAGCACCGACAAGGGCGACGCCGCGAAGCGCGACAUCGAGGCGACCACGGGCUGCGCCAGCGACGUGAUCCGCGUGUGGCCGCUGGACAUGGCCAGCUACGCCAGCGUCAAGGCCUUCGCGGCCCGCGUGGCCGCCGAGCUGGACCGCGUCGACAUCUUCCUCGCCAACGCGGGCGUCGCCAAGACGCGGUACGUCAGGGCCGAGCAGGACGAGGAGACCAUCACCGUCAACGUCGUGUCGACCUUCCUGCUGGCCGCUCUCGUCAUGCCGAAGCUCAAGGCCACGGCGGCGGCGUUCGGGACGCGGCCCACGCUCGUCAUCACGUCCUCCGAGGUCCACGGCUUCACCAAGUUCCCGCAGAGGACGGCGCCCGACGGCGAAAUCUUCUCCACCGUGAGCGACCCGGACGCGCCCAAGAAGAUCUGGGACCAGCAGUACCCGGUGUCGAAGCUGCUCGAGGUGCUGGCCGUGCGCGCCAUCGCCGAGAGGCACCCCGCCGACAAGCUGCCCGUCACCAUCAACUACGUCAACCCGGGCCUGUGCCACUCGGAGCUGGCGCGCGAGCUCGACACGUGGGCCUUCUGGCUCAUGAAGCUGAUCCUGGCCCGGUCGACCGAGUACGGCAGCAGGACGCUGGUCCACGCCGGGGCCCAGGGCGCCGAGUCGCACGGCCAGUAUCUGUCCGAUUGCGGGAUUGAGUCGCCGGCUCCGUUUGUUACGAGCAAGGAGGGCAAGGAGGUGCAGGAUCGCGUGUGGGCCGAGCUGGUGAAGAAGCUGGAGGCGAUCCAGCCGGGUGUGACGAGUAACUUCUGA
This is a messenger RNA of Phialemonium atrogriseum, 975 nucleotides long. Its product is annotated as putative short-chain dehydrogenase. NCBI's taxonomy places the organism in Eukaryota, Fungi, Ascomycota, Sordariomycetes, Cephalothecales, Cephalothecaceae. The transcript has a single exon. The coding region runs from base 1 to 975 and encodes 324 amino acids. The record is from RefSeq and is a predicted model, not a curated record.